AUGUCAUCACACCGCCCUGAAAAUAAAAAUCCACAAGCAUGGCGUCAAUCCGCAACAUUGUUCAUAGAAAGCGCGAGGCAAUUUCUGAUGACAGUCGUAAUCCCUCACCCGUGGUUCAGGGCCAUCUCCAUUAAUGACAAGGCCGUGGGUCACGUUCUGCUCAGACAGGGCACUGGAAUUCAUAGCUGUCGUGCCGAGCUGGGCUACGCUGUUAGUAGAAACUACUGGGGCAUAGGCAUUGCUACUGAAGCUGUCAUGCGUGCUAUACAGGCCGGGUAUUCUGAUCUUCCUGGACUGAGACGCAUAGAAGCCAUGGUGCUGCCUGAGAAUCUGCCUUCGCAGAAGGUGCUCGAAAAGGCUGGGUUUACUAGAGAGUGCCUGCUUCGACGUUAUAUCAAGGUUCGUGAGAACGUCCGAGACUGUAUUCUUUACAGUUAUCUUUUACCUUUGGAUUCCUCUUCUUAA
Messenger RNA from Cryptomeria japonica (Japanese cedar), 465 nucleotides. RefSeq lists its product as uncharacterized. Bases 1 to 465 code for a protein of 154 amino acids. NCBI's taxonomy places the organism in Eukaryota, Viridiplantae, Streptophyta, Pinopsida, Cupressales, Cupressaceae. The transcript has a single exon. The record is from RefSeq and is a predicted model, not a curated record. Gene Ontology annotation, molecular function: acyltransferase activity, transferring groups other than amino-acyl groups.